Molecule: messenger RNA, 1154 nt
Organism: Peromyscus eremicus (cactus mouse)
Lineage: Eukaryota; Metazoa; Chordata; Mammalia; Rodentia; Cricetidae
Gene: Ackr1
Product: atypical chemokine receptor 1 (Duffy blood group)
Exons: 2
Coding region: 100-1107 (335 amino acids)
Biological process (GO): regulation of chemokine production; chemokine-mediated signaling pathway; inflammatory response
Cellular component (GO): membrane
Molecular function (GO): C-C chemokine binding
Source: RefSeq, a predicted model, not a curated record
CCAGAGAGCAUUCAUUAGCCCUGGGCACUUAUCUUGGAGCCACAGCUGCUGACAGAGAGUCCUGGCCCUGUACUCUGUCUGCCCUGAGCCUACAGUGCCAUGGGGAACUGUCUGCACCCGAUGGAAACCUCCUUUUCACUAGACAAGAACGAAACUGAGUGGUUUAUGGAUCUUUGGAAUUACUCGUAUGAAGAUAAUGCCUCCUAUGACUUUCCUGAUAACUACAGCAUUGGAGCAGCCGCUCCCUGCCGCUCCUGUAAUCUACUGGACAGUUCUUCAAUGCCUUUCUUCAUCCUCACCAGUGUCCUGGGCAUGCUGGCAAGUGGUGCCGUCCUCUUCGCCAUUCUCAAACCUCUCUUCCACUGGCAGAUCUGCCCCAGCUGGCCUAUUCUGGCACAGUUGGCAGUAGGCAGUGCCCUCUUCAGCAUGGCGGUGCCUGUCCUGGCACCAGGGCUCAACACUGCCCAUAGCACAGGCCUGUGUUACCUGGGCUACUGGGUCUGGUAUACUUCAGCUUUUGCUCAGGCUCUGCUCAUAGGGUGCUAUGCCUGCCUGAACCCCAGACUGAAUAUAGGUCAAAUCCGUGGCCUCACCUUGGGACUCACUGUGGGACUUUGGGGAGCAGCUGGCCUGUUAGGGCUGCCAGUCACCUUGGCCAGUGAUGUUUACAAUGACCUCUGCACCCUUGCAUCCAACAAGGACCUGGAAGCUUUGAAGUCCACACAUUCUGCAAUCUGUUUUACCAUCUUCACCGUGUUCCCACUAGCUCUCUUGGCAGCCAACGGGCUGAAGAAAGCAUUGAGCAAGGAGUCGGGCCCCUGGGUUAGUGUCCUGUGGGUCUGGUUCAUUUUCUGGUGGCCUCAUGGGAUGGUUCUCCUAUUUGAUGCUUUGGUAAGGUCCAAAAUCGUGCUUUUGCAAUCAUGUCCAUCCCAGCAGAUUCUAGAUGUGAUGCUGAACCUGGCAGAAGCCCUGGCUGUGCUGCAUUGUGUGGCUACACCCCUGGUCCUGGCCCUGUUCUGCCACCAGACCACCCGUAGAUCCUUGGCCUCUCUGUCCCUCCCUGCAAGACAGCCUUCUCAUACAGAUGCCUUUGCAGGCAAAUCCUAGUUCCCCCACAUGUCAACCUAAAUUAAAGUCUAUACUGCUUUUAUGAA